Molecule: messenger RNA, 2930 nt
Organism: Xiphophorus hellerii (green swordtail)
Lineage: Eukaryota; Metazoa; Chordata; Actinopteri; Cyprinodontiformes; Poeciliidae
Gene: tcea3
Product: transcription elongation factor A (SII), 3
Exons: 20
Coding region: 447-2591 (714 amino acids)
Biological process (GO): DNA-templated transcription; transcription elongation by RNA polymerase II
Cellular component (GO): nucleus
Molecular function (GO): zinc ion binding; nucleic acid binding
Source: RefSeq, a predicted model, not a curated record
ACUGCAACCAGGACGGCCGUCGGUUUGCAAAGAUUAAUCAUUACACACUGACCUUGUAAGAGUAUGGGACCCUGAAGCACAACGCGAACGAGUAUGAAACGUUUCAUUUCAUAUCCAGAGACUUUUAAAACAAAGUAGCUGAAGCCUUUAAUUUCCUGUUUUAAAGGCGGAACUUUAGAGCAUCGAGCACAACUUUCUCAGCUUGCUCUGAAGGAAUCACCUUGUCGCUGCUGCUCUCUGCGCCUCCCUACUCCAGCCUCUAUAUUUAGGCUGCUUGUUGUGGCGCUGGUCAGCCGGGACCUUCAGCAGGAGGACACGCCUCUGGAUUGAAUGGAGCGCACCGUGCGUAAAGUCCAGACCGCAGCAGAUCCAAACUUUGUCGCUUCUUUUGGGUGUCGAUUGGUUUUGGUAUCGGCAUUAGUUCGUCGGAGACUAUAAAUGCAGCGAUGACUCGAGAGGAGGACCUGAUCCGGAUCGCCAAAAAGCUAGACAAGAUGGUGUCUAGAAAUAACACGGACGGAGCCAUCGAUCUGCUGAAGGAGUUGAAAAGCUUCAAUAUGACACUGAAGCUUCUCCAGGAAACAAGAAUUGGCAUGUCUGUGAACAACAUCAGGAAGCACUGCAGAGACGAAGAAGUCAUCGCUUUGGCAAAAGUCCUCAUUAAAGAAUGGAAGAGACUUCUGGACUCUGGAAAUUCUCACUCUGAGAAAGUUGAUGAACUGAAGAACGGUUUGGAUGCCAGGAAACCUGCAGCAGCUACAAACAGCUGCUCCUCAGAGCCACAGAGCAGUCACAGGAGGCUGGAGGCCAAACUGAAACAUGAAUCCGAUUCUGACAAAAACAGGGAUGAAAAACAGAACGAUAACCACAUAAAUAAAAAGAGCCAUGCGGACGAUCCCGGGACGGAUGGAAAACACCUUGAAGGGCACCAAAGUGAGAAACACCUUCAAGAAAUCAGAGCAGAGAAACGAACCCCUGCAGAGAAUCCCAAACCGGAAACGGAUCAUAAGAAUCAGAGGCACGCACCAGACCUGCAGAGUGGAAAACACAAGUCGGACCCAAUCAAGCACAGAUCGCUGGAGGAUUUGAAGAAGAUGAGAAACGCUGAGCUACUAAAGAAAGAGAAACCUCCCGAGGAGCCUAAGAAAUACACAGAUGAUGGGAAGCAGGAUAAAAGCAGAGCGGAAGGCAGACACGAGUGGCCUGUCGGCACACCUCAGAGAGGGAAGCCUGCUGAAGCUCAUAAGCUAGUCUUUGAAAGGAGAGGAGUGCUGGACAGCAGCGUACUGUAUCCCACCCGCUUCCCCUCCCCCCCUCGACCCGCUCGGCCUCUUCUACCCAUCAAACGUCCAUCUCUGGACUCGAAAAAAGACAGGAAGGACGGUAAAGAGUCUUCCUCUCGACACCCUCACUCUCAACCGGCCUCUCCGCCGCAAAAGCGACCUGCAGCGGAAGUCAAGAAAGAGAGGAAAGUUCCACCGGACCCAAAUGCUCCGAUAGCUCCUCUUCCUUUCCACCUCCAUCCUCCUCCACCGAGAAAAGAGCCUCCUGAUCCCAACGCGCCCCUCCCUCCGCUCCCACUCCAUCUCCACCCCCCCGCUGCUCCUCCGAAGCGCACCUCUGUGGAUGGGGGCAAGGACAGAGAGAGCAGCAGGAAGCCAUCCUCAGACUCAAAGCCUCUGCCGCAGAAAAAGUCUGCAGAUUGCGUAAAGAAAGACAGGAAAGAUUCAGAUGAUGGCAAAGCAUCUAAGAAACUGUCAGAUGACACCAAGAGAGAAAGGAAGGAUUCUUCUGACUCUAAACCACCCUCUACCAAAAAGCCCACCAUUGAGGUCAAAAAAGAAAAGCACAGGAAGGAUUCCAGUGAACUGAAGCCAAGCCAACCUGCAAAAGGCCAUUCCACUGACUCCAAAUCCGUCAGGAGAGAGUCUUUAGGCUCGAAGCCUCUUGGACAACCACAGAGGAAACCGUCUACUGACAGCCUGGAAAGAAAGGGUAAAACCGAAGCACCCAGAACUCCCACCACCCCGACCAGUCCUCUGUCACCCAGCUUCAGCUCUCCUGGGGGUCCUCUGUCCCCUCACCUGGCUACUGGAGACUCCGUCAGAGACAAGUGCAUUGAGAUGCUUACAGCUGCCCUGCGGACAGACAAUGACUACAAAGAUUUUGGAGCAAACUGUGACGGUAUGGCAGCAGAGAUUGAGGAUCAUAUCUACCAGGAGAUCAGGGCCACAGAUAUGAAGUACAAGAACCGAGUCCGGAGCCGCAUCAGCAACCUGAAGGACCCCAAGAACCCGGGACUCCGCAGAAACGUCCUGGCCGGCAGCAUCGAGUUGAGCCGCAUCGCCAGCAUGUCUGCUGAGGAAAUGGCCAGUGAUGAGCUGAAACAGCUGAGGAACGUCCUAACCCAGGAGGCCAUCAGGGAGCACCAGAUGGCCAAAACCGGUGGGACCACCACAGACCUGCUGCAGUGCGGCAAAUGCAAGAAGAAGAACUGCACCUACAACCAGGUGCAGACCCGCAGUGCUGAUGAGCCGAUGACCACAUUUGUCCUCUGCAAUGAAUGUGGCAACCGCUGGAAGUUCUGCUGAUGCCUUCAACAACGAAGUUAUAUUUUUCAGAGACCCUGUAUUGCUUCUUCUCCAUAACUGGACAAGAAAAAGUUAGCGAACCACUGUAGAUGAUGAUUUCAACAAAAACGUUCUUUAAAUUUUUACUUGAGAUUUUUUUAGAUUUAUGACCAUGGAUAAAUAAAGUUGGAAUACAGUGUAUUGGACUACGGCUUAAUCAUAAAAUCCACAUGGUUAUAAAUGAAUAAUAUCUAAUUAACAGGACAUGUUAAUCUCUUUAACAUGUCAUGCAAUACAAUAGCCGUUUAUUUUGUAUAUACAUAUAUCUUCCAAUAAAACCACAUAUAUAAAAACUCUCUG